AAUGUAUUGGAUUUGCCUACUGUCUAUUGUGCUUCCAUUGGUGAGGAGCUCCCUGUACUCUGAUGACAUACUAGACUCAGAAUGGAAACUGUGGAAGAAGACCCAUGGCAAGCAGUAUAACAGCCAACUGGAUGAGACGAAGAGACGGCAGGUAUGGGAGAAGAAUCUGAAGCUGAUCACCACCCAUAACAUAGAAUACUCCCAGGGAAGGCACACGUAUGAUCUGGCUAUGAACCACCUUGGAGACAUGACCAGUGAAGAAGUAGUUCAGACUAUGACUGGACUAAGAGUUCCAUCCAAUCAGCAGUCUAACAAUACUUACGAGCCUGACUGGAAAGCCCGGAUCCCAAAAUACAUUGACUACAGAAAGAAGGGUUACGUGACUCCAGUACAAAAUCAGGGUGCCUGUGGGUCAUGUUGGGCAUUUAGCUCAGUGGGAGCAUUGGAGGGCCAGCUCAUGAAGAACACUGGAAACCUGGUCUCCCUCAGUCCCCAGAACCUCGUGGACUGUGAUACAGAUAACUAUGGCUGUCAGGGUGGAUACAUGACCAAUGCUUUUGGCUAUGUUAGGGAUAACAAUGGCAUAGACUCGGAUUCCAUUUAUCCCUAUAUCGGCCAGGAUGAAGGCUGUCUCUACAAGCCAUCUGGAAGAGCUGCGGGCUGCAAGGGUUUCAAAGAAAUACCCAUAGGAGAUGAGAAGGCCCUAAAAAGAGCUGUUGCACAGGUUGGUCCUGUGUCGGUCAGUAUAGAUGCCAGUCAGCCCUCCUUUCAGUUCUACAGUAAAGGAGUUUAUUAUGACAAAAAUUGUGACCCCGAAGGGAUCAAUCAUGCUAUCCUGGCUGUUGGUUAUGGCAAUCUCAAGGGGGUCAAGCACUGGAUCGUCAAGAAUAGCUGGGGAACACAAUGGGGAAGAAAAGGCUUUGCACUGCUAGCAAGAGACAAGAACAACGCCUGUGGCAUCACCAACCUUGCCAGCUUCCCACUGAUGUGAUGAGUCGAACCGUGUUGCAAGCAAAGGAUCAA
Molecule: messenger RNA, 1023 nt
Organism: Nanorana parkeri
Lineage: Eukaryota; Metazoa; Chordata; Amphibia; Anura; Dicroglossidae
Product: cathepsin K-like
Exons: 7
Coding region: 2-991 (329 amino acids)
Biological process (GO): immune response
Cellular component (GO): lysosome
Molecular function (GO): cysteine-type endopeptidase activity
Source: RefSeq, a predicted model, not a curated record